Molecule: messenger RNA, 711 nt
Organism: Melanotaenia boesemani (Boeseman's rainbowfish)
Lineage: Eukaryota; Metazoa; Chordata; Actinopteri; Atheriniformes; Melanotaeniidae
Exons: 6
Coding region: 1-711 (236 amino acids)
Source: RefSeq, a predicted model, not a curated record
AUGCGGGUCUUCUCAGGCCGACACAGUAAGGCGGCGAGCUAUAAAAUUGACAAAGUGAUGGAGAAACUGGUGGCCGUGACUGAAAUCGUGGAGAACAGAUUGCCUGCCGGAGCAGUAACACCAGCAACUCCGGAACCACGCACCCCGCAGCAGAUUCCCACAACCCUCUCUCGUGAGGUAAAAAGGAUCCACAAGAGUCUGGAGGAUGGACAAAAGUACAGAGGAAAUGAGAGGUUCGCGUCUGAGCACAACUCUAGUGUCACAAAUAUAUUGUUGCGGACAAUAACAGAUGAAGAAGAAUAUGACCCCUCUUUGAUCAGAAGAGCAUGCAACAGGUACUUUGAGAAUAUAAGGAGGGAAUUAAAGUUGUCAGAAGACAACAAAGUGGAGGAGGAUCGGAGGGCCAAAGCGCUCAACAACCGAAGGCAUAGACUUUUAAAUUCACGCCGUUCUGCUGCUCGCUCCAUCCUUACUGAUGAGGAGUAUAAAUACCUGGAAGGGGCGCCUGCAUGCACGAUGAGCGACGAGGAAACAGACAGUGAAAACAAAGACAUAUGGAAAGUGUAUCCACCUGAAUGGAGGGCAACAAGACUGACUGAGAUAUUAGAAAGGUGUCAGUGCCACCUCACUGACUUGCACCGGAGAGUGCCCAGUGGCACAUACAGCCAGAGGCAGCGUCCGAGAGGGAUCAAACCCAUUUAUCUGAAGUGA